GUUAAUUCCUAGGGCAUUGUAAUAUUUCCGAUAGCACAGGAAGGUAUCGGAGUGCUUUCCUUUCAUCCAAUGGCAUUGAGCGCUGGGCCAGAUGAUUGGUGACGAAAGCAGCCUAGCGUUUAUUUAGGCUCUGCUACUUAUUUGUCUCUGUGUCGCCGCCAUUAAACAACACUGACGCGAUGUAGCGUCGUGGAUUUAUAUCAUGAUUCGGGGAGCACAGAGAGAGGCGUUGUCAAGACGUGGUUUAUUCAGCGAGAGGUUAAUGUGUUUGUUAUGGUAAACAUGUGAGUGACCAAAGGGGUCUAAAUAAAACUGAUUGGGAAAAGCUUGAUAGGGCAGGAGGAGGAGGAGGAGGAGGAGGAGAAGAAGGGGGGUCUGGAGAAGAAGGGUUUGUUGUGGUUUUCCACAGCACUUGAGAGACGAGCACAGUCGCCAAACGGAAGCCAGUGUGUUUGAAGAUCCCCGAACAGAUGUUACGUUGGUUUACAACCUGCUGGAACAUAUACAUGGAGUAACAUCGUGAAGACACUUGAUUUGGUGUUAACAUUGACCAGCCGAAGUGACCAUCCACCAUGACGGAUCAGAAGGUGAAGUGGGCCUGUGACUACUGCACCUACGAAAACUGGCCAUCUGCAAUCAAGUGCACUAUGUGCCGUGCGCAAAGAUCCAGAGGUGCCAUCAUCACAGAGGAACCUUACAAGAACAGCCCUGAUCUGGGCUCCAGUCUGGAAUGGGACCCUCCCAGAACUGAGAACGGCAGCAGCCUCCUCAUCUGCCCUGAUUCCAGUGCUAGGCCAAGAGUUAGGUCAGUGAGCAUGGCUGAAAUUGCUAACAAAUGGUCCUGCCAGAUGUGCACCUACCCGAACUGGCCGCGGACCGCCCGUUGCACGCAGUGUUUAUAUCAGCACCCGAGGACCAGUAGCCCUACUGAAUUCCCUCAGACGUCAGGGUCCAAUGCAGGCUGUCGCCCCGGUCUUCACUCUCCUAUGGACACCUGUGAGGAGUACAAUGACAGAAACAGACUCAACACCCACCAGCAGCACUGGACAUGCGCAGCAUGCACUUACCAGAACUGGCCCAAAACUACAAAGUGUGUGGUGUGUAAUCACCCCAAGCCCAACAACCAGGAAGCCAUAGAGCUGGCUGAGUCUGUAGAGCCGUCACCCAUGAUAAAUGAGCAGGACGGGACCUGGUGGACAAGCAGCUGCAGUGGAAGCCAAGACCAGAGGCGGUCCCCUCCUAUGCCCAAGAAAGAAGACAAUGUGAAAAUGGACUUCCAGAGGAUAGAGCUUGCAGCUGGAGCCAUGGGCAGCAAAGAGGAGCAAGAGGUUGACUUCAAGAAGCUAAAGCAGAUUAGAAACCGAAUGAGGAAAACAGAUUUACUGUUCCUACAUGCAUGUGCUGGCGUGGUGGAUGGAGACCUGGCGGCAGUGGAGGCCUACAAGUCAUCCGGAGGUGACAUUGCCCGGCAACUCACUGCUGACGAGGUGCAACUCCUCAACCGGUCCUCAGCAUUUGAUGUAGGCUUCACCCUGGUCCAUCUGGCCAUUCGCUUCCAGAGGCAGGACAUGCUAGCCAUCCUGCUAACAGAGGUGAAUCAGCAGGCAGCUAAAUGCAUCCCCUCCAUGGUGUGUCCCGAGCUGACUGAGCAAAUCCGGAGGGAGAUUGCAGCAUCACUACGUCAACGCAAGGGAGACUUCACCUGUUACUUCCUCACUGACCUGGUCACCUUUACCCUGCCUGCAGAUAUAGAGGACCUGCCACCUACUGUCCAACAGAAGCUGUUUGAUGAGGUGUUGGAUCGAGAUGUGCAGAAAGAGUUAGAAGAGGAAUCUCCCAUCAUCAACUGGUCUCUGGAGCUGGGCACGCGUCUGGACAGUCGUCUGUACGCCUUGUGGAACCGCACAGCGGGAGACUGUUUGUUGGACUCUGUUCUACAGGCCACCUGGGGCAUCUACGAUAAGGACUCUGUCCUCCGCAAGACUCUCCACGACAGCCUGCAUGACUGCUCUCAUUGGUUUUACACCCGCUGGAAGGAGUGGGAGUCGUGGUACUCGCAGAGCUUUGGUUUGCAUUUCUCCCUGAGAGAGGAGCAGUGGCAGGAAGACUGGGCCUUCAUCCUGUCUUUGGCCAGCCAGCCCGGGGCCAGCCUGGAGCAAACACACAUUUUUGUUCUUGCACACAUUCUUCGCAGGCCGAUCAUAGUCUACGGAGUGAAAUACUACAAAAAUUUCCGUGGGGAAACGUUAGGAUACACUCGUUUUCAAGGUGUGUACCUGCCUCUGUUAUGGGAGCAGAGCUUCUGCUGGAAGAGCCCCAUCGCUCUAGGCUACACACGGGGCCACUUCUCAGCCCUGGUGGCGAUGGAGAACGACGGCUAUGACAAUCGCGGUGCAGGUGCCAACCUCAAUACUGACGACGAUGUCACUGUAACUUUACCUUUGGUGGACAGUGAGAGAAAACUGCUGCACAUUCACUUCCUGUCUGCACAAGAGAUGGGCAACGAGGAGCAGCAGGAGAAGUUGCUAAGGGAAUGGCUAGACUGCUGUGUGACAGAAGGAGGCACGCUGGCAGCCAUGCAGAAAAGCUCUCGCCAUCGCAACCACCCCCUGGUUACCCAGAUGGUCGAGAAGUGGCUGGACAGAUACCGCCAGACCCGCCCCUGUGCCUCUCUCUCUGACGGUGAGGAGGAGGAGGAUGAUGACGAGUGAAGGGAGCUUGGGACUGGACACUGUAGGCUUUGGGAGAGUACCGUACUAUACACAUUUCUUUUUUCCUUUCUCCAAAAUGUAAAUCUUGUAAUAAUGCAUGUGUUCUGUGAGCUGUGUAACGGGGAUUAAAAAAAACAUACCAGCACCAAGAAACAGAACCCUGAUUACUGCUCCUAUGAAAGCACAUCAAGUCCUUUUAGUUUGCCUUCCUAUACUCAGAUUUCACAUUUAUCAAAGUAUCUUGACCUGGUAGAAAUACCAGGGCAUA
Molecule: messenger RNA, 2979 nt
Organism: Monopterus albus (swamp eel)
Lineage: Eukaryota; Metazoa; Chordata; Actinopteri; Synbranchiformes; Synbranchidae
Gene: zranb1a
Product: zinc finger, RAN-binding domain containing 1a
Exons: 11
Coding region: 573-2711 (712 amino acids)
Biological process (GO): cell migration; cytoskeleton organization; positive regulation of Wnt signaling pathway
Cellular component (GO): nucleus; cytoplasm
Molecular function (GO): K63-linked polyubiquitin modification-dependent protein binding; cysteine-type deubiquitinase activity
Source: RefSeq, a predicted model, not a curated record